CAGAGAAGUUGUCUUUCGGUGGGACUCUCGACUUAAACCUCGCGCGCGCAUUUCUUGCUUUUCCCUUUAUUGACUUUCAACUUCUUGCGGUUGCCGGUUCCUGUUGGAACAUCGAAUCACGAAGUUUUGCCCUAGUGAGAUAUUCGAAAUUAUUUGGUAGUGUGCUUGCUAUCUUUCUAUAUAUAUGUAGUGAUGAGCGUGUGCAAUUUUUUUAUUCAAACGCAAACUUGUUUUUGGUGAUAGUGAAUGAGCAAAAAAUAAUCAUUUUUACGCUAAAGAUUUGCGGUAUAUGUGAAAAUUUGGUAAUGUGUUCCAGAAGCUACGUUCAAUAUCACUAAAAGUAAAUAUGUAAGUGAACUCGUGCUUGGGCGAACAAGUACGAAAUUUGGAGCCUUGCGCAACACGCUUCCGCUGGUCGAAAACAGAAUAAACUGAAAAACCUACAUAUUCAUUAGUUCGGCAUUUCAAUCCAAACGCUACCGACGAAAACGUGUUAGUUGGGUAACGUGUGAGUGGAUUCGAAUGAUAAAACGUCACCAGCGGCGCCAGUUUACGCACAUGUGCUUAUACGCAAGUGAAAAGAUUCAUUCAUAAAAAACUACCAAACAUCAAUCGGACUGCCCGGUUGGAAGCAUUCUACGCAGAGAAAAGGUCCCAGAAAGAUGCCACCUCAGAAUUCGAUCGAGCUGACAUCGAAGCCGGACACCGAGAACGCCACCAAAAAGGUUCAAAAUGGCAACGCAAAUACCGCUGCGAAGCUCACGAAGAAUGCGGAGCCGCCGACGACAUCGGUCAUCGUUCCACCGGACGGCGGAUGGGGAUGGGUUGUGAUGGUUGCGUCAUUCCUGUGCAACACUGUCGUCGAUGGUAUUGUGUUUAGCGCCGGUAUGUUCCAAGAUCCCAUUCGACUUGAUUUUGGUGUUGGAAAAGCUGAGGUCGCAUUAGUAAGCUCCUUGCUCAGUGGAUUUUAUUUGCUCACUGGACCAUUUGUCAGCGCUCUGGCGAAUCGGUGGGGAUUCCGGCCUGUGACUAUUCUUGGUGCUGUAAUAGCAUCAGUUGGUUUCGGUUUGUCGUACUUUGGAAACAGUCUAGGAUAUUUGUAUAUCACCUAUGGAGUUAUUGGUGGUAUUGGUUUCUGCUUCAUAUAUGUACCAUCUGUGAUUACCGUUGGAUAUUACUUUGAAAAGUGGCGAGCAUUGGCAACCGGAAUUGCUCUUUGCGGAUCCGGAGUCGGUACAUUUGUAUUUGCACCUCUCAGCUCGAUUCUUAUAAAUGAACUUGGAUGGAGAGGAGCCCUUCUGGCACAAUCUGCUAUUAUUCUUUUGUGUGCUGUAUUUGGAUGCAUGUUCAGGCCACUGCAACCUGUACAGGUCACUAUCACUAAGGAUGAAGAUACUCCAGCUGAGAAAGGAACCUUAUUAGGCGAAGGGCUUCCCAUAGUUUAUACUAAACCAUUGCCAGAGGGUCGAUUCGCUUAUUCCGUACCAAACAGCUCCCAUAGCACGUGGAUGGGUGCAAGUCCUAAUACCCUAUAUCCCACAGCUGCUGAGGUCUUUCGAGGUAGUGGCCAUAACUUAGAACGGAGGCCAUCGAAUCACUCUGGUCUGCUGACGAAUGAAAACAUCCAAACCACAACGAAGAAAUUAGAGCAACUGUCCAAAAUGCAAAAGAAACUUUCUGGACAGGUGACGCCUGAAGACACAAUACAAGCUCCUAGAUUCCCGCUCCCUCAUCACGAAUUGAAUACUGUUGGUGAGGCCGCUGAGGAAGAAGAAACCGAAAAUGGAACAUUGCUCACUGGCGACCAUAAGCCAGUCCCAUCUGUCGCUUCAACAGCAGCACGGCAGCGAAGUCACACGAUAUCUGGACGUAGACCUAACGAAUCGGGAUCUCGUCAAGGUAGCCGUCGUGGUACACUGACCGACGGAACCCGCCCGAUGUAUCGAGAUGACAUCUUCUUCACCGGAUCACUAGUACGCAUACCGCAAUACCAAUCGCAGACAUCACUGGGAUAUCACAUGUCCGUUACCCGUCUACCAACGCAAAAUGAUGUUGAAGAAGCAGAGGAGCAGACGUGUAAAAUAUGCCCAGAGGCAGUCAGGCGUACGUUGGCCACUAUGUUAGACAUGACAUUAUUAAGAUCUCCUUCUUUCAUGCUGCUUGCCAUUAGCGGAUUUUUCACCAUGAUGGGAUUCUUCGUGCCGUUCAUGUACAUCACUCAAAGGGCCGUUUCGGGUGGAAUGGAUCCGCAGAUUUCGCUAUUUAUCGUUUCAGCAAUUGGUAUUUCGAAUACAAUUGCCAGGAUUGUUUGUGGAUUUCUCAGCUCAUUUAAAAGUGUUAACGCAUUACAUCUUAACAAUGUUGCUAUCACUAUGGGAGGAAUCGCAACGAUGCUUAGUGGGGUUUACAUUACGGAAGCUAUGCAGUUUACUUAUGCUGGUAUCUUCGGUAUCGCGAUAGCAUGCUUUUCGGCUCUUCGUUCCAUACUUGUCGUUGAUUUAAUGGGCUUGGAAAAGCUUACCAACGCAUUCGGGAUCCUGUGUUUGUUCCAAGGCUUAGCAGCAGUUAUUGGUGCACCUAUUGCCGGUUUCUUCACCGACCUUACUGGAAGUUAUAACGUAUCGUUCUACAUCAGUGGAGCCUUGAUUACGAUCUCGGCAGUACUGUGCUACCCACUGAGCUACGUAAAUAAAUGGGAGAAAAACCGGGCCGCGAAAAAGACUUUGGCAGCAGUGUAGAUAAAAAGUCUAGCUCAUCGAACUAUGGGCGUGAUUGUUCUGAUGAAAAGGAAAAUCUGCAAUGGCCACGGGUUGGCUAGAAUUCAUCACUACAAUCAGCAGGAUGGGGAUCAGUUCAUUUGAUGUAAACCAAGGAAUAAGACUAUGUCCGAAGUACUUAUGGAGUGCAACACGAAUGUCAGUUAUACAGGAGAACGCAUCCGUACAGUAUCGUACAGAGAAAGACCGACAGUGGCUUAGAGUAGUAGUUAUUUUACACAAGCUAAGAAAAAUUGCUUUAAAUUUAGUAGACUGUUACGUAGAAUAAAAAUGUACGUAAUUCGAAUCAUAAAGUUAGUAUAACUGAUCGGUGCAAGCCCAACCAUUGGUCGCGGCUAAAAAAAAGUUCUUGUAAAGCAAAUCAGACGCUGAAACUUUGUUGUUUGAGAUAUCCUAUUUAUUCAAGAGCUUGAAAGCAUACGUUUUUCAUCUGGGUUAACACAAAUACGUUUGUAACUAGCACUUUAAAAUGAGAAAUGAUUCCAUUCAUCUGGUAUGAAUGGCUUUCAGUUAACAUUUUGAUUCUGCGUCAUGUUUCAUGAGUAAGGCGCUGUUUACUAAAAUUCCAAGUCUGAAUGUUUUGAAAGCGUUUACUUUAAGAAACAUUAUUAAGACUCGAUUAUUCGUUCAAUAAUAAUAUUUUGGUUGCAGUUAAAAAUCUAAAUAGUAAACCUGUGCCUUGCGUUUUGUCUCCUAUUUCCAGAGUGCGCAGCUAGUAACUACAUAUUAUGCGUAUGAUGAUGCGCUUCAGUGUACACGAAAUGCGCAUUAGUUUCGUACUCUGAUAAUAGGACAAAAAACGAAAGAUGCCAAUUCCAAUUUUCGAUUUUCAACUGUAACCAGAAUACAAAAUUUUAAGAACAGUUCCUAACCUUAAUUAAGUCAUUUUUGGUAUGCCACUUAAACAACUUAUUAAAAGAAUUUGGGGUUUUCAAACUGAUUCAAAUUAUUGCGAUCCUCAUUCAGAAGCUACAACUUUAGCGCCUGUGAAUACUGUGAUGUCAGCAUGUGUAUAUAUAUAGAUUAUACUUAUUAUAUCUGUUACUAUAAAAAAACAAAAACUAAAAAACUUAUUUACAAAGGCGUUUAAAAAACUCAAACAAUAAUUUCAGCUAUCUAUGUGUUACGAGAAUGAUAUUUAUUAUAUGGCUAUAUCAUAUUAAUGCAUCGAACAUUGGUGAGUGCAGCUUCAGACUUUUUUAAUUCCAUACGGAUAGCGAACAUGUUUAUUCAAAUCUUUUAAGAACGCUUGAUUCCAAAAGCUACUAGCCAUACAUCAUUCCUAAUCUUUUGAUGAUACAAGUUUUUGUUAAUAACCAUUGCCAUAAACCAAACCUAUUCACAGCGCAAUUUUCCUGUAGGAAUCAAAAAACGGAUGUCUACCUAUCUGAUACUGAUACUUAUGAAGCAAACAUUUAAUCAUUGUCUUUGUGUAAUAAUGCAGCAUUCAGUUUGGCUUGUGCCCGCAUAUUUUAUGCAACUUGUUAGAAGGUUAGAUUUUUUGUUAUGUCAAAGACAUGUCGUUCAAAAUAAUAAUAGUUUGGCAAGUUUUUUUUACUACGGAUGUUAUUAGAUAUUUGUUGUCAAUCAAAUGUUUUAAAAAAUGUUUGAAUGACACCAUACCUGUUUCGAUUUGACAUUUGCAUAUUUGCACACUUGCCUAUACGCAUGUUUUAAAACUACCACGUACAGCGAAUCAGAGAUUUGAUCAUAAGUUAUAUACAGAUAUUGUUUUGUCGAUUAAAAAAAGAAAAUCACUUAAGACAAUAAUUUUACUACAAAUCGUAUUGAAAAGUCCAUAACACCGACUGAAUGAGAUUUGAAGACAAUUUUUCUACUGAAUAUGCAUCAUGCCGCCAGAUAAAUUAAGCCAUGAAAUUCAAUCAUAAGAGUAUUUUAUAGUAGGUUUCUAUUCAAUAUUUUUACAAUAAAAAACAAUAAAAUCUG
This is a messenger RNA of Topomyia yanbarensis, 4724 nucleotides long. RefSeq lists its product as uncharacterized. The coding region runs from base 663 to 2738 and encodes 691 amino acids. The record is from RefSeq and is a predicted model, not a curated record. Gene Ontology annotation, biological process: monocarboxylic acid transport; transmembrane transport. Gene Ontology annotation, molecular function: monocarboxylic acid transmembrane transporter activity. The transcript is spliced from 6 exons. Lineage: Eukaryota; Metazoa; Arthropoda; Insecta; Diptera; Culicidae.